CAAUUAUUCUUCUCAUUCUCAUUCAAUCAAUAAUUUUCGAUUCAACCAACCCCAAAAUUCAUCAUCUUCAUCUUCUUCAGUUGAAGUAAGAAGCAACAAUGGCGAACACAGAAGAAGCUGAAACAACGACUAUUAAUGGCGACCAAAAACAACAACAUGAACAAGAAGAAGAACACAGCAGUAACAACAACAAACAUGAAAAAUCCCAUUUGAAAGGUGAAGGUUCAAAGAAUUUAUACGACGCCGUUUCAUCUCUUCUCUUCCCGAUCUUCUUCCCUGAUCCUCAUUCUUCUUCGUCUAUCUAUUACCGCACCAAAGCUUCUUUUAGAGAGAAUCUUCCGCAUCUUCGAGAAGCUUCUAGAGAUACUGGAUUGAAUAUUCUUCGCUGGGCUCGUAAUGGGAGCUCUUUUCGUUUGCUUCUCGUUCUAUCUGUUGGGACAAUUACACUUCUAACCUUGACAGGGGUGCUAGUUUUUUUGCUCUUUUUGGCAGCAGCAACUGUCAAUGCGAUCAUCCUAUCACUUUUUAUGUCAUUGGCUGCAGCUGGUGGCUUCUUGGCUAUUUUCUUUGCAUGCCUAGCAGGAAUCUACAUUGGGGCUUUGGCAAUUGCUUUUUUUGUCAUUUCCUCUGUGACAAUAGCAGCAGUAAUUACUGCUGUCAUCGUUACAGGAUGGAUUGGAUUCUUUUGGACUCUCUGGCUGGUAAUUAAGAAAGGUGCCUCCUUAGCAAAGCACUCGGUGACUGUUACUGGGUCAGCACUUACAGCGUAUACUUCUGGUCGACGCCAUCACCAUCAUGAUUAAUAUCAACUUAUCAACCAUAUAAAUGAAAUGCAUCUAUUUCUGGAGUCUGUGCAGAGUGAGAAUAAGUCUUAUUUGUUUGUUGCAUAGCUAUCUGCGACUGGUAAAUAUUGCUAAGCACAAUUUUUAUGGUCGAUGUUUGUAUACUCUGGGGUUGGCUAUGUAGUUUACCUUGGAUUGUUUUGACACUGAUCAAGCUCUAUGUUAUGUAGUGUGCCUGUGUAAUGCUUGUUAAUCAUAGAAUAUGUCCGUCUACAAAAACUAAAUGCUAUAAAAUAUAAAGCAUUGUAAUACA
Messenger RNA from Chenopodium quinoa (quinoa), 1095 nucleotides. RefSeq lists its product as uncharacterized. Bases 99 to 803 code for a protein of 234 amino acids. The record is from RefSeq and is a predicted model, not a curated record. NCBI's taxonomy places the organism in Eukaryota, Viridiplantae, Streptophyta, Magnoliopsida, Caryophyllales, Amaranthaceae. The transcript has 3 exons.